Molecule: messenger RNA, 1213 nt
Organism: Bufo gargarizans (Asiatic toad)
Lineage: Eukaryota; Metazoa; Chordata; Amphibia; Anura; Bufonidae
Gene: TCF24
Product: transcription factor 24
Exons: 3
Coding region: 173-724 (183 amino acids)
Biological process (GO): developmental process; regulation of transcription by RNA polymerase II
Molecular function (GO): RNA polymerase II transcription regulatory region sequence-specific DNA binding; protein dimerization activity; DNA-binding transcription factor activity, RNA polymerase II-specific
Source: RefSeq, a predicted model, not a curated record
GUGGCAGACACCAGCCCCACAGACAGCUGCUGUGCUCAGUGAUGACAGAUCUGCUCUAUCUCAUGAUCAUCAGAACCAGGAGAAGACCACCAUACUCAUCCCUGCCUCCAGUCCUGCCCUCCACACUCUACUGACUGGGGACCCUCAUCUGGAUCCAGUAUUCAGUGUUGCUAUGGUGGAGAAAGUCCAACGCCCUCUGGUGACCAGUAUUGUGCACAGCAGAGAAGAAUCUCCAGAGGGCUCUGAAAAAGGCUCACAUCUUUCCUUGGGCAAAGGAACAUUAGAAGGAGAAAAGUCUGGAGUAAGUAACAUGGGAGGACGUCCAGCUGCUGCCAAUGCUGCCCGUGAGAGAAAUCGGGUACAAACUCUGCGACAUGCUUUCCUGGAGCUACAGAGGACAUUACCUUCUGUGCCUCCAGAUACAAAACUUUCAAAGUUGGAUGUUCUCAUACUUGCCACCACCUACAUUGCACACCUUACCCGCAGUCUCCAGGAAGAAGAUGAAAACAGCCAAAGCCAUCAGUCCACAACUCCUGGUAAUUCUGGCAGUGUCAGUCCAGAUCUUCUAGGAAGUCUGCACAGUGGGGAUGGAUACUUACAUCCUGUCAAGAAAUGGCCCAUGAGGUCUAGACUAUAUAUCGGGGCCACUGGGCAGUUCCUCCACCAUUCUUCAGGAUCAGAGGGCCUGGACCACGAGGAGACCAUGCAAAGAUCAGAAUGCUAAGACUGGGGCUCUUCACUGUGCUGAUAAAUUAGACUUUAUUCUCCUGUCACUUUCUGUGUUUGGAAAUUCCUGCAUGAAUCACCUUCUGCCUCAAAGGCUGUUUUAAACUGAAGAACGUAACAUGCAUGAUGUCACAGAACCAAACUAAUGAGGAUAAAAAAAAAAAAGAAAAGAAUGGCUAUAUGAAUGAAUUAAAGGGGUAAUCCAGCAGAAUAAAAAAAGACUGGCCAUGGACUCCAAAUGCUUUAUAAAAAUAACAGAUCUCCUGUCAUUACUGAUCCUCCUUGGCUUCCGUUCUGAUGGUGCUCUGGUUCUCCAUCCUGACAUGGCAGGAAAUGGCUGACAGAAACGCGCUACCUAUCUACUACACUAUAAAAGUUAGUUUCUGGAUAUUUAAGGCCAAACACGCACAGGCGAGUUCAAUGCAAGAAACUUGCAGUGUGACGUCCUGUUCUGACCUCCGCUCCUCUGACAGGAUCGCACAGCGUU